UCGCUUCCUCCGCAGCACUCGAAGAAGAAGAAGAAGAAGACGAAGAGAACAACAAUGGCGGAGAGAAGCUCCAACUCCCUCCGAUAUCUUCCUUUUUCUUGUUGUUCAUUCAGUUUCUUGUGAGAAGAGUCCAAGAUUUUCUCUUCCUGUUCCUCGGAGGAGGAAAAGAUGGGAUUUUUACCUCUUUUUGAUCGGUUGUUCUGCGGAGAAGCGAGCUCAGAGGCGGAAGGCGGCGGAGGGGAGGAAAUGCCGCCGAUGAUGGUCUCCGUAGGCGAGGAAUAUUGGGAGGAGGCGCUGUCUUCUCUGACAGCCAAGGAAGCAGAGUCCUCGCCCUGUCUCAUCGCCGGCGGCUGCAGUGAUUCCCACCUCCGGGCGGCGAGGGAGGAGGCGGCCGAGUGGAUCGUCCGCGCCGCCUCUUUCCAAGGCUUUUCGGCGCUCACGGCGCUCCUCGCGGUGACCUACUUCGACCGGUGCUUCCUCUCCGAGGCCGGCGGCGGAGGCGGCGAGCUGCUGCGGCUCCACGGUGAUAAGCCCUGGAUGGGGCGCCUCGCCACUGUGGCGUGCCUCUCCCUGGCGGCGAAAGUGGAGGAGACCCGCGUCCCCCUGCUGCUCGAUCUCCAGGCGCCUCCACCGCCGGAGGAAGCCGGAUACUUGUUCGAACCGAAGACCGUUCAACGAAUGGAGCUCCUGGUUCUCGACGCCCUCGGCUGGCGGAUGAAUCCCAUAACCGCUCUAUCCUACGUUCACCACCUUCUUGCCGCCGCCAGCUGCGGCGGCGGAGGCGGCAGCGCUGCCUUCCGUAAACUAGCAAGUAGAUCGGAAACGGCCCUUCUUGUCGUAGUCACCGACUGGAGAUGGGUUCGACAUCCAGCGUCGGUGUGGGCGGCGGCGGCGCUGCUCCACGCGGCGGAGUGGCCGGAAAUCCACCGCCGCCGCCUCGUUUCCCUCCUCAGAGCCCCAAAGGUAGCCACGGAAGAAUGCCGCCAGCUAAUGGCCGCCGCCAUGAACGGCCGCAAGCGCAAGCACCAAUCCAGCUCCAGCGAGAUGGUCGGCUCCUGCUUCAGCGCCGGCGAGUGCUCGUCGGGUUCAUGGCCGCCAUGGGCUUCCCCUGUCGAGGCUCCUCCUCCGAACAAGAAGCUCAAUGGCGGCGUUAAUGGAGAUCAGAGAAACUACUAAAUUUUUUUCAUCUCUUAGAAUCAACCGAUCGAGGAAGAGCUUGUUCUUUCAGAUUCUCAUUGAAAUGCACUGCUUUGCUAUUUUUGCCCCCAUAUUUUAUCUAUCUUUACACUUUUACCCAUCAUAGUUCAAAGUAUUUUAUUUUGCUCUAUAGUUCUCAAAACAAAAACAAGGGAAAAAGUUAUUCAAUAAAAAAAAUUAAAAUACUUUUAUAGAUUUACAUUUUUAAUAAACAUA
Messenger RNA from Zingiber officinale, 1413 nucleotides. RefSeq names its product cyclin-D3-2-like. Gene Ontology annotation, molecular function: cyclin-dependent protein serine/threonine kinase regulator activity. Gene Ontology annotation, cellular component: cyclin-dependent protein kinase holoenzyme complex; cytoplasm; nucleus. Bases 169 to 1176 code for a protein of 335 amino acids. The transcript has 3 exons. Lineage: Eukaryota; Viridiplantae; Streptophyta; Magnoliopsida; Zingiberales; Zingiberaceae. Gene Ontology annotation, biological process: regulation of cyclin-dependent protein serine/threonine kinase activity; mitotic cell cycle phase transition. The record is from RefSeq and is a predicted model, not a curated record.